AAAUCUGCUCAGUCAGUCUUCGCGCUUCGAAGCGUGAGCAUUCAAAGUGGGGGUGUAUUUAGCGAUAUCCGAAAUUUACGACAUCGUGGCAGAAGAGCGUUUUGAUACGAGGACAUUAAUUAUGUGACGUUGACUUUUUCACCUGAAAAGAUAAAAAAGACAAUUAUAGAAGAUAGAACAAUAAUAGAAGCACGGAGUAACUUUGCAGCAAGCUACACGAGCGGCUUACACUUAACCUCUAACACCGCGUGAUUUUGCGUAGAAUUUAUAAAUAAUAUAUAUAUAUAUAUAUAACGGACGAACAUGGCGUUCGUAUUGAAAAGAGCCGGUGGAAUGUUUCUACGUUUAAACGGCGGCUCGCGAGCAAUUCAGAGCCAUAUAAAUAUAUCAAGAAUAUGCAGCGUUAAGUUCUCUAUUAAAGCGAAUAUUCCGCAAGUAGAGGAGGAGAGCAAGAAAAUCAAAGCACCGGUGGGACAUGGCAAAAUAUUCAGAAGCAUAGAGGAAGCUGUCUCCGACAUACCCGAUGGAGCGAAACUGUUGGUCGGUGGAUUCGGUCUCUGCGGCAUUCCGGAGAACUUGAUAGCGGCGGUACUGAAUAAGGGCUCCAAAGAUUUAACAGUAGUCUCGAACAAUGCUGGAGUGGAGGACUUUGGACUGGGCAUACUAUUGAAGGCCCACCGAAUCAAAAGGAUGAUCGCCUCCUACGUGGGUGAAAAUCCGGAAUUCGAGAGGCAGUAUCUCAGCGGCAAAUUGGAGGUCGAAUUAACGCCACAGGGCACUUUGGCGGAGCGCAUCAGAGCGGGAGGCGCCGGCGUUCCAGCGUUCUACACCCCCACAGCUUUCGGCACUAUCGUGCAGGAGGGCAACGUGAUCAUCAAGUACGACAAAGACGGUAACGCGGGGAUAUCGGGCGAGCCCAAGGGCGUGAGUCAAUUCAACGGACGGCAGUACGUGCUGGAGACCGCCAUCACCGGCGACUUCGCGCUGGUAAAGGCGUGGAAGGCCGACACCGCGGGUAAUCUGAUCUUCCGGAAGUCCGCCCGGAACUUCAACCCGGUGAUGUGCAAGGCGGCCAAUGUGUCGAUCGUCGAAGUGGAGGAGAUCGUGGAAAUCGGCCAGUUGGAUCCCGAUCAGAUUCACAUACCGGGCAUCUUCGUGAACAGGAUCGUGAAAGGCCCCUCUUUCGAGAAGCGUAUCGAGAGACGCUCGACGAAACAAUCCGCUAAGCCGAAGAAAAUGACCCCGGCUGGCAAAGCGAGGGAAAGGAUCGUUAGGCGCGCCGCGCUCGAAUUUAAGGACGGAAUGUAUGCGAACUUGGGGAUCGGCAUACCCGUGCUCGCCAGCAACUACAUCCCGAAGGGUGUGAACGUGACGUUGCAAUCGGAGAACGGUAUCCUCGGGCUGGGUCCUUUCCCGGACGAGAGCGAAGUCGACGCCGAUCUUAUCAACGCUGGCAAGGAAACCGUCACGGUUUUGCCCGGCGCCUCUUUCUUCGGUAGUGAGGACAGUUUCGGCAUGAUCAGAGGAGGGCACGUCGACCUGACCAUCCUCGGUGGCAUGCAAGUGUCGGAGACCGGAGACCUGGCCAACUGGAUGAUACCCGGCACGAUGGUGAAGGGCAUGGGUGGUGCUAUGGAUCUCGUUUCCGCGCCGGGCACGAAGGUGGUCGUGACUAUGGAGCACACAGCCCGAGGCGGAGUCCCGAAGAUCCUGAAAAACUGCACUUUACCUAUCACGGGCCAACAAUGCGUAGACCUGAUUAUCACAGACCUGGCGGUGUUCGAGGUGGUGAAAGGAGAAGGACUGAAGCUUAUCGAGAUCGCCGCCAAUGUCGACAUCAGCGAGGUCGUUAGUUCGACGGGCUGCGAAUUCGCCGUCGCCAACAACCUGAAGGAGAUGGGACAAGUGGAGGUCGACGAGUCGUAAAUUGUAAUAUAUAUCGCUCAAAUUCUAAAUGACACGUGCGAGGCGAGACGAACAUCUCGUUGUGAUUGCCUGAAAGUAUACAUAUAUAUAUAUAUAAAUUUUAAUAUCUCUUACAUUCUCUUUUAUAUACGAUUCCUAAGGUAGAAAUUCUAGGAGACGUAGAACGUUGAAAUUCGACAAGAAACGUUGAAGAGCUAAGAUUCCAGUAAAUAUGUAAUAUAAUGAGUAAUGAGAGAAUGUUAUUCUAAUUAUUUUAAUUGCCAGCAACUUUAAUUUGCGUAAUAACAUUAUCAAUAGGCAUCCGUGCUUGCAAUACAUUGCAACGUUCGAGUUACAUUAAAUAACAGUACACGAGAGAAAAAUCCGUUUCCGUGAUAUGUGUGCGUUAUGUUAAUGACGUAAUGCACGAUACAUGUAAAGAUAUGUUUCUUAUAAAUGUACAAAUGUUUUUACACGUGGCUGCUAAAACGCUCGAACUGAUUUUACGGUGUGCGCCACGAUUGCGAAAAAGUGAAAUCGCGCCGUGUAUGCGAUGAUUAAUGCUGCGAUGAUGAAUGAAACAUAUUUUGUAACAUACACUAUAACGAAUGAAACUUCAAUAUUUUCAGUAA
Messenger RNA from Dinoponera quadriceps, 2537 nucleotides. It is a transcript of the gene SCOT, whose product is annotated as succinyl-CoA:3-ketoacid coenzyme A transferase 1, mitochondrial. The transcript is spliced from 7 exons. NCBI's taxonomy places the organism in Eukaryota, Metazoa, Arthropoda, Insecta, Hymenoptera, Formicidae. Gene Ontology annotation, molecular function: succinyl-CoA:3-oxo-acid CoA-transferase activity. Gene Ontology annotation, biological process: ketone body catabolic process. Gene Ontology annotation, cellular component: mitochondrion. The record is from RefSeq and is a predicted model, not a curated record. The coding region runs from base 304 to 1926 and encodes 540 amino acids.